This is a messenger RNA of Diatraea saccharalis (sugarcane borer), 1146 nucleotides long. The record is from the annotation of a GenBank genome assembly. Lineage: Eukaryota; Metazoa; Arthropoda; Insecta; Lepidoptera; Crambidae.
AUGGUGUUGUGGUUGGGGUGCGUGUGUGCGCACGCGCAGUACCAGGAGGAGCGUGCGCCCCGGUAUAUCGCGUCCGAACCAAAGGUCACCUCUACACCUGUGCCUAUACUGAAACAAAUUAAUAGAGAGCUACAAAUAACACCAAACAAGAUUCUAACCUGCGUCUCUUGCAUCACCUAGUCUGGUAACCGUGCCGCAGAAUUUUAAAUCAAAAUUAACAUAUUCUUUGAGCAAAUAAGCUUAUUGAAAGCAUUUUUGAAUUGUCCAACAUUAUUUACAUAUAUAAUAUUCAGAGUCUUUUGGCUGAUAAGAUUUUUUUUAUUAAACUACGUGUUUGGUAAAUGGUAAAUGUUGAAAUUCAUUGCUGAAAUUUUGCUAAUUGUGGUAGCCUGAAAUGCAGCCGUGAGUGUACGUAUUUAUAUCUAUAUUUAUAUAUGUGAACGUAUCGUUUGAAGGCACAAUGAAGAUGGCUCCUACACGUACGGAUACGAGGCGGCCGACGGCUCCUUCAAGAUCGAAACUAAAUCCCCUACAGGGGAAGUGAAGGGCAAAUACGGGUACAAAGACGACACCGGUAAGUCACAGGGCGGCCGUUCGCAAUACCGUGCUCCGGAACCCCAGUCCAUAGACUACGACUACGAGGACCCCGCUCCCGCGCCGCCACCCCCGCCGCGCCCCGCGCCCCGCCCCACCCCCGCCCCGUACCGCGCGCCGCCGCCACCGCCGCCGCCGCGCCCGCAGCCGCCACCGCAGCCGCAAUACCGGCCACAGCCGCAGCAGCAACAGUACCGACCGCAGCCACAACCGCAGCAACAGUACAGACCGCAGCCACAACACUCCGCGCCGACACCGCCUAAACCAUCUUUCUUUGCUGGCGCGGCGCCCGCCCCUGUUGAAGAUGACCGCUCCAAUUUCUUCAAUCCAGCACCCCAGCAGCGGCAGUUCAACCAAGAUUUCAGACCUGCACCACAAUUCCAAAAACCACAGAUAGAAUACUCCCAGGACUUCGCCCCGGCACCCCAGCCUAGAUUCAAUCAAAACCAGAGGAGUCAGUCCUUCUCCAUGUUAGAUCAGCUUCUAAAAGAGUUUGCUCUACCGCAAGGUGGCGCGGCACCUCUCCACGACAUCACCUUCGGAUCCUAUUAG